CCCCCAUUGAAAGCCAUGUUCCUGGUCAAGGGGCUGCUGAGUGGGGGGGGAGGAGGGGGGGGUGGGGAGGGGGGGGGGCUCCCCGGGGCCCUCGGCCCGAUGCUGGGGGGGCUCCUGAGCGGGGGGGGCGGAGGCGGCGCCGGGGGGGCCAUGAGGGUCCUGGGGGGAGUCAUCAGUGCCAUAAGUGAAGCAGCUGCUCAAUACAACCCUGAGCCUCCCCCCCCCCGGACCCACAUCUCCACAGUGGAUGCCAAUGAGAGUGAAGAGGUUCGGCAGUUCCGGAGGCUGUUCCUGCAGCUGGCAGGGGACGACAUGGAGGUCAGCCCCACUGAGCUCAUGAACAUCCUCAACAAGGUCGUGACCCGACACCCUGACCUGAAGACAGACGGCUUCGGGCUGGACACGUGCCGCAGUAUGGUGGCUGUGAUGGAUAGCGACACCACCGGGAAACUGGGAUUCGAGGAGUUCAAGUACCUAUGGAAUAACAUCAAGAAGUGGCAGGGCAUCUACAAGCAGUUCGACACUGACCGCUCGGGUACUAUUGGGGUGCAGGAGCUGCCGGGGGCCUUUGAGGCUGCAGGUUUCCGGCUGCCCCCCCCGCUCUGGGGGGUCCUCGGCCGUCGCUAUGGGGACGAGGGAGGGAACCUGGACUUCGAUAACUUCAUCAGCUGCCUCGUGCGCCUGGAUGCCAUGUUCCGUGCCUUCAAGUCCCUGGACCGGGAUGGGAGUGGGCAGAUCCGGGUCAGCCUCCAGGAGUGGCUGCAGCUCACCAUGUACUCCUGAGGAGCCCAUGCUGGGGGGGGACAGAGCCCCCCAUUAUGUACCCCCCUUUAUAUACCCCCCUAUAGACCCCCAUAAUAUACCCCCAUUAUAAACCCCCAUAAUAUACCCCCAUAAUAUA
This is a messenger RNA of Melopsittacus undulatus (budgerigar), 901 nucleotides long. Its product is annotated as calpain small subunit 1-like. NCBI's taxonomy places the organism in Eukaryota, Metazoa, Chordata, Aves, Psittaciformes, Psittaculidae. The record is from RefSeq and is a predicted model, not a curated record. Gene Ontology annotation, cellular component: calpain complex. Gene Ontology annotation, molecular function: calcium ion binding.